Sorex fumeus (smoky shrew) is the source of this 966-nucleotide messenger RNA. It is a transcript of the gene TBCB, whose product is annotated as tubulin folding cofactor B. The record is from RefSeq and is a predicted model, not a curated record. The coding region runs from base 85 to 819 and encodes 244 amino acids. Gene Ontology annotation, biological process: post-chaperonin tubulin folding pathway; tubulin complex assembly; cytoplasmic microtubule organization. Gene Ontology annotation, cellular component: cytoplasm; nucleus; microtubule plus-end. NCBI's taxonomy places the organism in Eukaryota, Metazoa, Chordata, Mammalia, Eulipotyphla, Soricidae. Gene Ontology annotation, molecular function: alpha-tubulin binding; microtubule plus-end binding. The transcript is spliced from 6 exons.
UAAUAUCCCAGAAGCAGCGGCGGCGGCGGUGGAACCGGCGUCAGGCGGCUGACUGGGCUUUGGGUCCCGGCAGGGCGCGGCGAGAUGGAGUUAGCGGGGGUGUCGGCGCCUACGGUCACCGUUUUCAUCAGCAGCUCUCUCAACAGCUUUCGCUCCGAAAAGCGGUAUAACCGCAGCCUCACGAUAGCCGAGUUCAAGUGUAAAUUGGAGCUGGUGGUGGGCAGCCCUGCCUCUUGUAUGGAACUGGAGCUGUAUGGAGUUGACGACAAGUUCUUGGGCAAGCUGGAUCGAGAGGAUGCGCUGUUGGGCUCAUACCCGGUAGACGACGGCUGCCGCAUCCACGUAAUCGACCACAGUGGUGCGCGCCUGGGCGAGUAUGAAGAUGUGUCCAAGGUCGAAAAAUACGAGGUGUCACAAGAAGCCUAUGACCAGAGGGAAGAUUCAGUUCGCUCCUUCCUGAAGCGCAGCAAACUGGGCCGAUAUAACGAAGAGGAGCGGGCACAGCGGGAAGCUGAGGCUGUCCAGCGCCUGGCCGCGGAGAAGGCCCAGGCCAGCACCAUCCCUGUGGGCAGCCGCUGUGAGGUGCAGGUGCUUGGGCACCCCCCGCGGCGGGGCACCGUCAUGUAUGUAGGAAAUACAGAUUUCAAGCCUGGCUACUGGGUUGGCGUCCGCUAUGAUGAGCCGCUAGGGAAGAACGAUGGCAGUGUGAAUGGGAAACGCUACUUCGAAUGCCAAGCCAAGUAUGGCGCCUUCGUCAAGCCAUCGGUGGUGACAGUCGGGGACUUCCCUGAAGAGGACUACGGGCUGGAUGAGAUGUGACAGUCGGACAGCCCAAGGCGUCAGUCCCUGAGUUUCCCUCCCUCUAUGUCCUUGGCCCUCUCCCUCUCCUAGGUUUUAUCUUAUUUACAUAUUCAUUGCUAUAGAUUUUUUUUUUUAAGACUUAUGCAUUAAAUUCUCUGCAAAGUG